Molecule: messenger RNA, 1671 nt
Organism: Aureobasidium pullulans EXF-150
Lineage: Eukaryota; Fungi; Ascomycota; Dothideomycetes; Dothideales; Saccotheciaceae
Product: D-site 20S pre-rRNA nuclease
Exons: 1
Coding region: 1-1284 (427 amino acids)
Biological process (GO): maturation of SSU-rRNA; ribosomal small subunit biogenesis
Cellular component (GO): preribosome, small subunit precursor
Molecular function (GO): RNA endonuclease activity
Source: RefSeq, a predicted model, not a curated record
AUGGAGUCGCAAAAGCCGGUACAUACCAUCGUCCUGGAUACUGGUGCCAUCAUCCGUAACAACCCGACCGUUUCCACCCUUCUCGCGGAAUCCGAGCAAAUCGUCACAGUUCCCGCCAUCAUUACCGAAAUUAGGGAUGCUGCCACUCGCACGCGCGUAGAGACGCAACUUAUGCCCUUCUUGACCAUCCGUUCGCCGAACCCCGCCAGCAUCAAGUUUGUGACCGACUUUGCGCGCAGAACUGGUGAUUUGGAUGUGUUGUCCAAGCCCGAUAUUCAGAUCGUUGCACUUGCUUAUGAGUUGGAGUGCGAGCGCAAUGGAGGCGACUGGAGACUGAGAAAAGCACCUGGACAAAAGGGUAUGAACGGAAAGCCCCCAGUCAAGGAGGAGCCUAAGGCUGAGGAGACCGAGACCAAGCAAGAGGAGGGCGCGGAGAUCAAGGACGGGAAAUCAGAGGCCACAACUGAGCAAGCUCAAGAAUCAACCGACGCUGUCCAGCAAAUCUCAGAGGACCUCGCUCAGACAAAGAUCGAAGAGACCGAGCAGACUGCCACCCAAGUUGAGCCCACCUCAGACGCCCAACCCGCAGAGGCAACCCAACCCACCGAAUCAGCACCCCAAGAAGCAGCAGAAGACUCCGGCGAAGACUCAGAUGGCGGCUGGAUCACCCCCUCCAACCUAAAAAAGCACCAAGAAAAAGACCUCUCGGGCAACACCUCAUCCACCGGCGACCCCCAAUCAAUCCUCCAAGUCGCAACCCUCACCACCGAUUUCGCCAUGCAAAAUGUAUUGCUGCAAAUAAACCUCAACCUCCUCUCCCCCACCAUGCAACGCGUCAAACACCUAAAGACAUACAUUCUCCGCUGCCACGCCUGCUUCUGCACCACAAAAGAAAUGAGCAAGCAAUUCUGCCCCCGCUGCGGCAGUCCCACCCUCACCCGCGUCGCCUGCAGCACCUCCUCCAACGGCGAAUUCAAACUGCACCUCAAGAAAAACAUGCAAUGGAACACCCGCGGCGACCGCUUCAGCAUCCCCAAACCCGUACACGGAAGCGCCAACGGCCGCGUCCAAGGAGGAGGUAAAGGACAUUGGGGCAACGAGUUGAUCCUCGCCGAAGAUCAAAAAGAAUUCACCAGACAUUACGAGCAGGAGAAGAGGAAAAAGGAGAGGGAUUUGAUGGAUGAGGAUUAUUUGCCCAGUAUCUUGACUGGAGAUAGGCAUAGGAAUGGUGGGGGGAGGAUGAGGGUUGGUGGUGGGAGAAAUGUCAACUCCAAGAAGAGGUAGGUGUGGGCUUUCGAUACGACAUGACAUGGACUUUUUUGCAUGGCUGUGGUGUUCAAAAGGCGUUUCUUUUUUUGUCGACAUGGAGAGCUUUCUACUAGCAGUCUCAUGAACCAUACGGAAAUCUGGUAUACACAAAAAGUGCUUUUCUCACACUUCACCAUCAUGAUCAUCAACCAGCAUCUCGCUCCACAAGUGCAGCACGAAGUUCAUGGAGUUUUGAAAAUUUUGUGAAAUUGUAGGCAUUUUUGCUCUCGCAAAAAAACACCUUGAAUGCUUUUCUUCCCUCUGCAGUCAUCAAAGCAGCUGCCAAUCAUUCCCCCCUUGAAUAACCCUUCCCAAAAAGAAUGGUUCGUUGUAAUUUAUUGCGCCGUGGAACGCCCUUUUUUU